Messenger RNA from Rotaria sp. Silwood1, 945 nucleotides. The record is from the annotation of a GenBank genome assembly. Lineage: Eukaryota; Metazoa; Rotifera; Eurotatoria; Philodinida; Philodinidae.
AUGUUUGCUAAUCGUAGUCUUUCAUUAUACGGUGGACAUGAUGAUGAAAUUAAUUGUCUUGUUUUUUCAAAUGAUUUUGAAAUACUUCUUACAGCAUCAAUUAAUGGAUUUAUUCGUAUUAUUCGAGCAUUGGCUAUUUCGAAUGAUGAUAGAUAUUUUGCAUCAACUGCUAAUGAUACUAAUGUUCGUUUGUAUGAAACAAGAACUGGUUGUUUGUUAUAUACACUUACUGGUCAUACACAUUCAUCUGAUUGUCUUCAUUUUUCAACAGAUAGUCAAUUAAUAGCAAGUGGUGCAUGGGAUUGUCGAACAAUAUUAUGGAAUGUGAUAGCAACUGGCUCACACGAUCAUAUUGUUUAUCUAUACAAUUUUGAUAAUCCAUUACCACUGAGUCCUAGUAUGCUUCGAGGACAUUUUGGUAAUGUUCGUGCAUUAGCUUUUUCAAAUCUACCAUUUCUAGCAUCGGCUGGGUGGGAUAAGAUUAUUGUCAUUUGGCAAAUUGAAAUGACUCGUAUACGUGCUCGUCUUUUCGGUCACACAGGAUGGAUUCAAGCAAUUGCAUUUCGUAAUGAUGAUGGCUCUAUAUUAGCUAGUGUCGAUGAUGAUACUGUUCGUGUUUGGAACAUAUUUAGCAAUGAUUGUUUACAUCGACUUUCGAUUGUCAAUGAUUUAUCUUGUUAUGUUCGGUUUUUACCAAACAAUCGUGGUCUUCUAGUCGGUGGUGCUGUUUAUGAACUGUUAGCAGAACAAUGGACAUCUCCUCGAGAUCGAGCACGUACAAAACGUAUACGUGAACCAGUGACUGGUGAGACUGUCUUAAUGUCAAGACAACAAACACUUUUACCAAGACGAGCACGUCGUGAUAUGAGUAUCAAAAUUCCAACACAUAGAUCUCGUCCAACUACACAACGAUCUAUACUUCGAAAACGAAUACCUGUUGAAUAG